Messenger RNA from Caenorhabditis elegans, 11574 nucleotides. RefSeq names its product E3 ubiquitin-protein ligase rpm-1 (gene rpm-1). Bases 1 to 11301 code for a protein of 3766 amino acids. Gene Ontology annotation, molecular function: ubiquitin protein ligase activity; zinc ion binding. Gene Ontology annotation, biological process: protein ubiquitination; regulation of presynapse organization. Gene Ontology annotation, cellular component: axon. The transcript is spliced from 15 exons. The record is from RefSeq and is marked reviewed. Lineage: Eukaryota; Metazoa; Nematoda; Chromadorea; Rhabditida; Rhabditidae.
AUGUCGUUCUUCUUGCGAGAAAUUGAUGGUGAACGAGUGUGUUCCACGAGCACCGAAACGUCGAUUCCUGAAGAUAGGAAAAGUGCACGAAGACUGAGAAAAUUGCUAUACAAAUGUGCCGAGAACACAUGCAAACCGGAUAUUCUCAGGGUUCCAGCACAUUGCGGGAAACUCGAUAAAGAAGAAGAGAAAUCCAAAACACCUCUGGACCAGCAACAACAAAUUAAUUUUCAUGAUAUUCUGAACUCAAAAUUUGUUGUGGGACCACCUUCGCCUUUUGCUUUAGUAGCAAUUGCCAAAUCAAUUCUUGCACGGUUUGGGAAUCCAGAAGAAGUUUCUGAAAAAGAAGAUGGAAGCGAAGAGGAAGCCGGAACCAGUGGAGCUGAUGAAGAGGGAAAGCAAUACAAAAAUACUGAUCAGCUGGUUGGAGCUAGUUUAACAUGUAUCUUCGAAGUUCUCGAGCAAUUAAGUCGACGUGACGCCGAACUUUGUGUUCAAGCUCUCGAAUCAUUGUUAUCAUUGAUCCAAUCGAUGCCAAUCGAUUGUCUUCAGUCCGAAAACCGUUUAUCAAUGUCUGCAAUGAUGCACGUUCUGAAAACGCUUCGAGAAGAUGCCUGUCCCUCAGUGAGCUCAAAAGCUACCUCAUGCCUUGUGGCUUUAUCAGUUGCAUGUGGAGAGCCGGAGCAUUUAGGAAGCACAAUUCGAUCAUUAAUUUGUAUGAAGAAAAAUAUUCGAAUGAGCGCCGAUUCGACGUAUGAUAUGAUCCAAAUGCCAGAAAAUUUGAGAAAAUUACUACUGAAAGUGAGGAGGAAAGCUUUAGGCGGAGACAACACUGCCAAUUCCCCACCAAACUGGGCAAUGGUAGAUGUUCACGAGCACUCGGUAGCAAGCAGUUUCAGUCUACCUAGUCUUCCUGAUAGCUCUCCGUCUUCCGACACUCCCGACGAUGACAAUCGAAUACAUAGCACAAUGGCAUGUGAUGGAACAUUUCUCUACAUUCUUAAUUAUGUUGGACUCUACAAGUUGGGGACCGGCCUGAAUGAAACAAUUUCUGGAAAGUUGUAUGCAGCGAAUCAGAGUUUACAAUCGUCGAAAAAUGUGCAAAUGUAUUUAUGCAAUGGAUCAUUGUAUUUACGAAGAAAUUACUCAUCAUGCAUAUCAGUGAUUGACACGGAUUCAUUGUUGGAUAUUGGAGAAGUGAUUCUACCACCAAGUUGUGUACAACAUGCACUGUUCACGGAUGGAACAUACUUUUACAGUGCAACUCUGAUUGCCAAUUCUACACUAUCGACAAUUCAACUAAAUGAUUCAUUUUCCCCUUCCAAUGAGCCAUCAUCACGAAGAAGUCAUCGACUCACUGAUGUGAAGUUCACGAUUCAAGGAGAUCUUCAAGUUCCUCACCAACUCCCCGAAUUUCUACCUGCAAACCUUCAUCCUCAAACUGUUGAUCUUCACUUCACUCGAGAAAUGGCAUUCAUUCAAGCUCGCUCUGGAAAAGUGUACUACGCUGGAAACGGGACAAGGUUCGGAUUAUUUGAAACUGGGAACAACUGGAUGGAACUGUGUCUUCCCGAGCCAAUAGUUCAAAUUUCUGUUGGAAUUGAUACAAUAAUGUUUCGUUCUGGUGCAGGGCAUGGUUGGAUUGCAAGUGUAGACGAUAAGAAAAGAAAUGGAAGACUACGUCGACUUGUUCCAUCUAAUCGCCGGAAAAUUGUUCAUGUUUGCGCCUCUGGUCAUGUCUAUGGAUAUGUAUCUGAAAAUGGAAAGAUUUUCAUGGGAGGACUUCAUACAAUGAGAGUGAAUGUUUCAAGUCAAAUGUUAAAUGGACUGGAUAAUGUGAUGAUUUCUUCAUUAGCGCUUGGAAAAUCUCACGGUGUUGCUGUGACUCGAAAUGGCCAUCUUUUUACAUGGGGAUUGAACAAUAUGAAUCAAUGUGGAAGAGUUGAAUCAACUUCAACCACGUCUUCUCCAAGACAUUCCGGUCGUCAAGAGUAUCAGAUUUGUCCUAUCGGAGAACACACGUGGCUAACUGACACACCCUCGGUAUGUGCUCAAUGCGGGCUUUGCUCCGCACGAGGAGUAGCAUGUGGAAGAGUUCCUCGACCAAAGGGAACCAUGUGUCAUUGCGGUGUUGGAGAGUCAACAUGCCUUCGAUGUGGACUUUGCAGACCAUGUGGAGAGGUUACAGAACCAGCACAGCCUGGUAGAGCUCAGCAUGUGCAAUUCAGUUCAACAGCUGCUCCUCAAAGAAGUACUCUACAUCCGUCACGUGUAAUUUUAAGUCAAGGACCUCAUGAUGUAAAAGUUUCAAGCGUAAGCUGUGGAAAUUUUCAUACAGUACUUCUUGCAUCUGAUCGAAGAGUUUUCACUUUUGGAUCCAACUGCCAUGGCCAAUUAGGAGUUGGAGAUACACUUAGCAAAAACACUCCGCAGCAAGUCAUUCUUCCAUCUGAUACAGUUAUAGUCCAAGUUGCCGCUGGUUCAAAUCACACAAUUUUGAGGGCAAAUGAUGGAAGCGUUUUCACAUUUGGUGCAUUUGGAAAAGGUCAGCUAGCACGACCAGCUGGCGAGAAAGCUGGAUGGAAUGCGAUCCCUGAAAAAGUUUCUGGUUUUGGUCCUGGAUUCAAUGCAUUCGCUGGAUGGAUCGGAGCCGAUGGUGAUUCUUCAAUCAUCCAUAGUCAUACAGCUUUAUUAUCUUCUGAUAAUAUUCUGAAAGCUCAAAUUGUUGCAAACAAAACGAAUAUUUUCAUUUUCCCAAGAGAAGUUGGUAAAGACUACAUUGUAAUAAGACGAAAGUUGAAUGUUUUUGAACAUCAUGCGAGCGAUUACAAAUGUUGGUAUACAUCAUGGGCCACUGAUCCGAAGUAUGACAUGCUGUGGUAUUACAAUUCAGCAGAAAUGGAAAUCAAAGGAUAUGACAUUUUCAAAAAAUCUGAAAAAUCUGUGGGCGAUGCAUUUGAUUCCCUAACUUUCCUAGCUGGUGCCGAAUUUGCUGUCCAAGUGUACGACAGUCCUGCUUAUGCAACUUCGAUGAGUCUUGGAAUGCAACUUUUAUCAGCAACAUUCUCAGCAAAUGUUAUCAAUUUAUCUGAAUUCUGGAAGGAAAAACAUGGGGAACGAGAACAGGAUCACGAGAAAACAAUUAUGGAUGGUUAUUCAGUUGCAAAUCGAUUUGAUGGUACGGGAGGUGGUUGGGGAUACUCGGCAAAUUCUGUUGAAGCUAUCCAAUUUAAAGUCUCCAAGGAAAUUCGAUUAGUAGGAGUUGGGCUGUAUGGAGGACGAGGAGAAUACAUAUCGAAGCUCAAGUUAUAUCGACAAAUUGGAACAGAAGCUGAUGAGUUAUAUGUGGAGCAGAUCACUGAGACUGAUGAAACAGUUUAUGAUUGUGGAGCACAUGAGACUGCAACUCUUUUAUUCUCACAACCAAUAGUUAUUCAACCAAAUCAUUGGCAUGUAGUCAGUGCAAAGAUAAGUGGUCCUUCUUCUGAUUGUGGAGCAAAUGGAAAACGUCAUGUCGAGUGCGAUGGAGUAACAUUUCAGUUUCGAAAAUCUGCUGUGUCAAACAAUGGAACUGACGUAGAUGUUGGACAGAUUCCGGAGCUGUAUUAUCAAAUUGUCGGUGGAUCUGAAAGUCGUGACGAAUCGGAUUCGAAUAAACAGCUGUCAAUCAGUAGAGACAUGUCAAAUCUCUUUUCACCUGCUGCACUGAAAAAUGUCACAGCGGAAGGAAUUGGUAAUUUGCUGAUACUUUUGGAGUGGGCUUUACAACGCGUUCAAAUUGAUGAAGAUACAAACAAUCAAGUUGAAGGAAGUGCUGAAAAUCAAUGGAGUCAGGAAAGAGCAGGAUUUGUUGCUAUUUUAAGCAUGAAGCUUAUAUCAAGAUUCGUAAGAACAGUGUACAAAGAGAAGGGAUGUCAUGAUGAACCAGGAAUUGAUUUUGCUAAUAAGUUGGUAAAUCUGCACUCAAUGCUCUUAGAAUUCUUCUUUUCAACCGAUAUGACUGGAUAUGAAAAUCGUCCAUUAAUUAAAAAAGAAGAAAAGGUUGUUGAAGAAGGGUAUACUCUGAUGAAGUGUGUGUCGGAAGCGGUUAAGCUAUUCAUUUCUCUUUCUCACUGCUUUAUGGGAUCAAGAAGUCUCAUGAAUGCUCAUCUUAUCGCUGUCAUGAACAAAGGAAAUCAUGAAGCUUUGAUCCUAACAUCUGCAAUUAUUGGAUCCCUUGCUAAAAUUGAACGGUUUGCUCAUCAACUUCUAUGCUCGACUACCACAACUGAAAGAUUUCCAAUGCUGUCAUCACUUCUUCUGAAACAUUUCAAUUGUGAGAAAGAAACACUCGCGUCUCUCACUUCAUUUCCAAAUAUUCUUCGAUUUCUUUACGAUCAAACUUUUAUGAGAAAUGCGUACGAAAACACGUCAAGUUUGGCUGAGGCCAUUUUGGUCAAGGUAUCGAGAGAUCUUGCCAUUCCGACAGAUGAUACUCUUAUGGGACCAGUAGUACAUCAAACUUCGUCGAGGUUCAGAAGAAGAAGUGCACAACCUACUUGGGAUAUGUCUGAUGGAUGUGCAGAUGCAAUUGCUUUUAGAGUGGACUCCGAAGGGAUAAAAUUACACGGUUUUGGAAUAUAUCUUCCAACUGAACCAGACCGACGGAAUUUCGUUGGAGAAAUAAUGAUGUUGUCUCCAGAUUCAUCUGAAAAAUGGACAUGCCUUCUUCGGGUUACUGCUGAAAUGUCGUCUGAAGAAAAAGAAGUUGGAAUUGUUAGAUUUCCAGAAUAUGUACUUCUUUCUCCAGGUGUCACUUACGCUGUCAAAGUUAACAUGAUGAAAAAUACAAAGACAUUCUGCGGAGAAGGUGGAGUCACUCAAGUGCAUCUACUCAAUGGAGCCCGCUUGUUUUUCUCAGGAUGCUCAAUGAGCCAAAAUGGAACAACAGUUCAACGCGGACAACUACCAUACUUGAUAUAUUCAAUCCUUGAUCAAUCAAACAGUCUUCAAAUAAAACAAGAAACAAUUUAUGAUACAUUCACUCUACUUCUUCGAUUGAUGGCUAACAAAAUUGGUGCCGCAAUAACAGAAGGUGGAGCACUUCCUGCAUGCUGUCAACAUUUGAUGUCUCAUAUAAAUCCUCAUGUCAUGGUAUACAUGGAAAGAUUCCCAGAUAAAGCUUUAGAGAUGAUGUCAACAAUGGAACAGUUGAUCCCAAUGGUUUCAAAUUUGAACGGAGUUGAAAGAGUUUUCCAUUCAUACGAUUCAGAUGACAGUGGCUGUGAUACACCAUAUUCUGGAAUUGUGACAACUGUGGUUGAGAGUCAACAUCCAUACAAACCAAAUACAUCAAGCUCAAUGGUUUUGUUGUUCGAGGAAGCUGAUUACAUUUGUGUCCGAUUUUCACCGGAUUGUCAAACUGCACAAUUUGAUGAUCAACUGACAAUUUAUCUCAAAAUCGAUGAGCAUUCUUACAUGCCAAUUGAACGUUGUUAUGGGAGCGAAUGGCCGUCCUAUCCAAUGAUAUUGCCUGGAAACUGUCUGAUGUUUGUUUUGGAUGCAUCUUCUGCUGUUGAAGGUGCAACUUCUGAACAGAUGUUCGGUUACCACGUGACAGUAACCGGAUAUUUAGUUGGUUACAAUGAUUCUACUAUGCGACUGGAACAAGAUCUCGUUUGGUUGUCAGCUAAUGCUUGUCGAAUAAUGACACAAUUACCGAUCAAUCCGAGCAACAUUGAACAUUUGAGCACAGCUGAAGACGACACUCGUCAUCUAUUUGAGAAACACGGAAGUCUUCUGAAAAAAGGUCUUAGCUUGAGUCAUUCACCAACUCUCAGUGAGCUGUGUACAAAGGGACAACCACCUCCAGCACAAUCUGCUGAUCUUCAGUUCUUACGAGAAUUUCUUUCUGGACAUACAUCAACAUCUGCUGGAUUUUUAGCAAAGUGGCUUCCUACUGGAUCUGUUGUUGAUGCUUCAAAAUGUCAGCUAUCCUUAUCUCACGACGACUUGAUUGUUGGAAAGGCAGUUACUUUGAAACUUCUAUGCAAGGAUCAAUAUGAUCGAGAAGUUGACUGCCCGAAGCUUCAAGUUGAAGUAUUUGCCUCGCUUGGGCACAGGAAUCCUAGUUCCACUAUCCAUCAAAACCUGCACAUUGGAAACCUUCCGUCCUCACUUUUAAUCCACCAGAAUCCAUUCCAACCGAUUAUCGUUAAUCACACAAGGUAUAUGAAUAUUGCUGCAAUGCCUGCAUAUGCAAAUUAUUCCGUGGAGGAGAUUCGAUUGGGAUUCAUGAUAGAAGAACUUGUCAAAGAUCGGGUUCCUUUAAAAUCAUCUGAUUCUUCCUUGUUCUCUGGUACUUGGACUCCCACUACUGCUGGCAAAUACCGGAUUGAAUGCAAAGUUGACGGAUCUGAUAUUUCCCAUACCUACACUGUUGAAGUAACUGAACGGCCUCAUCGAGCUGGCAAAGGGACAAUUACGAAGCCAAGUGGAAGCCGACGUGGUGCACAGAUGACUGUAGCGAGAACUGUUUCCAUUCCGUUUUCAAGUGAUUUCUCAGGAAUACGAAUGCGAUUAGGAACAACGUUAGCAUCAACAUCAGUGGGUGUUAUACCACGUGGAGCUUUGGUGGAGUUUAUUGAAGAAAUGGACAAUGAUGAUGGAAAAUGGAUUCGGCUUACGGACGAAACAGCGUUACUGUAUGGAUGCAACCAAGGAGUUGGCCAAGUUUGGUGUCUUGCUUAUCACAGACCACUUCAACGAGAAUUAAUUCCACUGAAAGCUGAUACAGAUCGAGAGAAAGCUGUGAAGUUAAGACGCAAGGAAAUUGAAAAAGAAUCGAAUGGAAGUAAGCAUCAUAGUGUUUCAAUUGAUGCAAAGGAAACAUAUAUUUUAUCACCAAAUGAUGUUCUUCAAGUAUAUUCCACUCCUGCACCUCAUUCAAUGAUUGACGGUGAGAAAAUUAUUGGACCUUGUGAUUUGAUGAGCAGUGGCUGGUUAGCAAAUCGUCAUGGAGUCUGGAUAAAACUCACUGGCGUUGAGAAGUAUGUGCUCCAAAAGAAUGACCCAUCUUCUGAAACGUCACUGAGCUUUUCGACAAAUGGCAAUGAUGAAGAAGACUUGGAAAGGCCGAUUGAACGAAAGAAGACAAGGCUUCCAAAUGCUUUGACACCAUCAGUUGCUGAUUGUAUUCGAGCAGUAUUUGCAGCAUUUGUAUGGCACGAACAUUUAGUUAAGGAUUUAAUGGCAGCAGCAGCAUAUUUGAGAUUUCAUCAAAACCUUCAUAAUAUCUGGCAGUCCUGUGAAAUUCCGUCGUGUACUAAUGCUCCUGCAGCUCUCCAACCAAUAGUGAAAAUUUGGAGAGAAAUAUGUGAAGUCGUGGAAACCAGUGUAGAGCAGCAUUUGAUAAUGCCCCCAGUUUCAAACAAAGCCAUGCGUGCAGAAACUGUGAAGCCACCAUCACGAAGCGGUGGAUGUGAACUUUGUGAUGCAAACAUUACUGUUCCAUUGACUGUUCAUCUCCGAAUGGCACAUCCUGGUUGUGGAGGAGAUUGUCUUGGAUAUGGUUACAACUCAAAUGGAAAGUUCACCACUGGGUGGUCUGGAGAGUGUGGAGCUGGUGGUAGAGGACAGUCUCCUUGGUAUUUGUUAUGUAAUACCUGUCGAUCUCAAUAUCUCAAGAAAACACCAGCUGGGCACCAUCAAGAAAGAACAAGAAGAUGGAGAGAGUUUAGAUUUUCAACAUCAGCAUCAGAUGCUAGACCGGAGGUUAUUAUUCGGCAAAAUGCAAUGUUCCUGUUGGAUUUGAAUAGUAGAUUACAAACAGAAUCAAAUAGUUCGUCAACAGCUACAUCUGGAUGGACCAUUAAUCUCUUCCCAACUCACUUGAGCACCCCCUCAACAAUGCCCAGAAGUCAACAGAAAAGAUUGGAUGUUCCUCCGAACAACUCCGUUCAUCAGAAUUCUUACAUGAAACUUGGAUAUUCCUCAGAUCCCGGCCCAAAAGUCAACGUGAUCAUGUCGCCUCCAAACCAAGGCGCAGAUCAAUCAGCUUCAUUGAACAGGCCUGGUCCUUCAGCAAUUAACGAGCCUGCCGAAGUCUUGCAGUCUCCAUCAGCUGCUCUUCGAACGUUAUUCUCAAACACCAAUCCAUCAACCUCUGCACUUUUGAAACGUCCUGUUCUAGCAUUUUGCGUAGAGCACCACGAUCUGAAGAGAAUUAAAUCUGCAUGCGUUCAAUCUGUUCGUCGAGCUGUUGCAUUUUCUCACGCAUUUCGUGUCUGGAAUUGGCUACUUCGAAUGGUUUCAUCUGAAUACAGUGUGUCUGAUAUCAUUCUACAGUAUCUAACUACGUUGACAUCUUAUAAUCGACUUGCUGAAUACAUGUUCUCUGCCAAGAAAAACUCAAACAUUUUGCCUCACCCAUGGAGACUUUGUUUUUUAGCCGGUCCAAUUGCUGCUGACAUGGUCACUCAACUUCACGCAUUCCUCCAUACUGUUUCGAUUAUUUUGCAAUCUGCCGGAGUAGAUGGUAGACUUAAAUCGUUAUGCUUCAAGUCUUGGACACUUCAACUGACUGCACAAGAGCAAGAUUUGCUGAUUCUGACAUGCAACAUACUUGGGACUGUCGGUGGUAUUUUGUCAGACACUUCAAUUCUUGAUUCCGAUAACCGAUUUGUGAAGGAGAUGAAAGAUAUAACGAAGUUCGCGGAUAUCACUGCGAGUAGCAGACAAGCAAUGGUAAUUUGUUUGACUGAUGAAAGUGGAGAAACAUUUUGGGAAAGCGGAGAGGAGGACAAGAAUCGAAGCCGUUCCCUAUCAGUUCAGCUUGACGAAAGUGCUCAUGGCGAGAUCCUCUCACUUUUUAUAGAUAAUGCCCGAGAUGAAGGGUACCGAAUCAGUUCGAUUGCUUUUAAAGCAAUUCUCGAGGACGGUAGGAGAAAGGAUCUGACUAGUUUGACUCUUGAAUCCGCAUAUUGUGGAUGGUUGAAAUGUUGCAUCAAAGACAUCAGUCACAUUCAAAUUCAAUUCAAAGGACCAAACCCAGCAUCUCGGAUUAGGCAGCUGAUGAUUCUCGGUUACCCGGCAAAAACUACUGGAACCCCGAGAUUAGCUCCAUCUACUUCCCAUCAUUUAUUCUUCAGCGAUACUCAACGUGACGCGUUUGCACUUUUCCAAGCAAUAUCAUCUCAAGCCUUUUGUGGCGAACUAUCCGAAGAUGAUACUCUAAGAGAACGGGUUAUAGAUUUACUAUUCAGUAGAGUUCAACUUUAUCCACUUCAAAAUUACGUGUACACUCAAGUUGUUCAAGCGAUGGAAAAAGAGGUCGAGCUGCUUUGUGAUAAAUCGAAGCGAAAUUAUUCGUAUUGUUGUGGAUUGAUGAGUUUGUUGGUCAGGAUUUGUGACUCAAGAGGCAAUAUGGAUAGUUUUGGACAAAGAAAUUCAGUUCUAACUUCAAUUACUCAACUUCUUAUAUUCUCCCCAGUGGUUGUUCAAAGACAAUGUCUCAAUUCUUUGGAAUGUAUUUUUGCAUCAUUCACUCCAAGUAAUGUAGAGGUACCAAAAAUUAUUCGCAAUCUUCUGGUCGUCGUUGGAAAAGUUAUUCAACUUCAAGUGAGAGACAAAGCAGCCCAUACAGUUGUUACUGUUCAUCUUUGUUCAUCUGUCUUGAAUGCGCCUCAAAAUUGGCGAGUUGACAAAUCAAUCGAUAUGGACAUUGGACGGCAAACCGCAGUACUUGUUGAAAACCUUUGCAAUGGGACAUAUACGCCAGAAUGGUCAAAUGCCACAAAAUGUGAAUUGGCCAAUUGCCUUCUGAGUUUGAUACAAAUGCCUGAAUCGGUGUCUUACACGGAAACAUUGUCAACUGGAGGAAAGAGUAAAGCAGUCGCUGUGGUUAGCUCAAAACGUUUUUGGACAGCAAUCUCAUCACUAUCGCUAAUCAAGGACAAGUCAUGGUUGGAACUUUCGGAACGAUGGAAGACAGUUCAAGAUGAAGAGGACCAGGAACCGGUUUUAUUGUGUGAAAAUCAUGAUGAUGGACAUACCGUAGCACAAGUGUUCUGUGUGGAUUGUGAUGUGGCACUGUGCAAAGAAUGUUUCACAGUGAUGCAUUUGCAUAAAAAGAAUAGAAAUCACGGAGUGAAAAAUCUAGUGCAAUCGAGUACCCAACAUGAUAUCAAUAUUCAUCAAGGAUGUGCGAGAAUGAAGUUCCUCAACUUUUUAAUUCUAUUCCACGGAGAAGCUCUCAACGGAAUGGUAGAAGUCGCCGCUGACACUCUCUUUCCCACGUCAACUUCUUCCAUACAACCGGCAAUGCAAAGUUCAAGUGCAUUUCUUGGCAUCCAUCCCAUGACAUGUCGGUUCUGUGGAAAUAAUGUUCCAGUGGAAGAUCAGAGUCUUGAUGGAACUUGUACUCAUGAGGAUUGUGUUAAUUAUGCAAAAACCGCGUGUCAAGUAAUGCAUACUUGCAACCAUUUCUGUGGUGGAAUUCGAAACGAAGAAGAAUGUCUUCCGUGUAUGACCUGUAAACGAGAAGAUGCAGCUCAAGAUGGAGACGAUGUUUGUGUAAUUUGUUUCACUGAAAGACUUGGAGCAGCACCAUGUAUUCGCCUCGGAUGUGGUCAUAUGUUCCAUUUCCAUUGUGUUCGAAUGAUUUUGGAAAGAAGAUGGAAUGGUCCAAGAAUUGUUUUCCGUUUUAUGCAGUGUCCAUUGUGCAUUCAACCUAUUGAACAUUCUGGAUUACAAGAUCUUAUCGAACCAUUGAAAACAAUUCGACAAGAAGUUGUAGAUAAAGCAAAAAUGCGUUUGGAAUAUGAUGGUCUCCUUACAACUCCAGCUCUAACUGAUCCAAGAUCCGAGUUUUACAAUCAACCAGAGGAAUAUGCUCUUGAUAGAUAUAUGUAUGUCUUGUGUCACAAGUGUAAGAAAGCCUACUUUGGUGGAGAAAGUCGUUGUCAAGCCGCAUUAGAUAGCUCGCAGUUCAAUCCUGAAGAAUUACUAUGUGGUGGUUGUUCAGAUACAAGCGGAGUUCAAGUCUGCCCAAGACAUGGAGUCGAAUAUCUGGAGUACAAAUGCCGAUUCUGUUGCUCUAUUGCUGUUUAUUUCUGUUUUGGUACAACUCAUUUCUGCGCACCUUGCCAUGAUGACUUCCAGCGUUUAAUGUCUCUUCCAAAACAUCUUCUUCCAACAUGUCCAGUUGGCCCUCGAUCAACACCAAUGGAAGAACAAACAUGCCCCCUGAAGAUGAAGCAUCCUCCAACUGGUGAUGAAUUUGCAAUGGGUUGUGGAAUUUGUAGAAAUAUUAGUACUUUUUGAUUCAUAAUUUUAUUUUUAAAUCUAUCCGGUAAAGCCUCUUAUAGCAGUCAGUCUUUCUGAAUUGUAUCAAAUGUUCAAAUAGAAAUUAUUCCCUAUUGCCUCUGUUCAGUACAAAUUGAUCUCUCUGUCUUACCAUUUCCAAAAAUUUAUUUUUUAAAAAUUGACCACGGGUUGCUUUUAGUGUUGUUUUGAUUUCUAUAAAGAAAAUUAUAUUUUUAUUGAUACUUACACAUUAAAUAGAUCUAUUGAAUAAAUUUCUUUAAACAAAUAGUA